AUGCCCAGGCUGAGGAUCACUCGAUCCACCGUGGUCCUGUCAGUCGUAGGGUUACUGUUUAUCUCCUUCUUCAUAUUCUCACCUGGUCCAGAGUACGACCUCAACUUUGAUGAUUACUCAGAUUCCGAUAAUAGUGGGAUAGGUGGGGUAGCAUUGGAUAAAGUGAGGAAUCAACAGAAAGCUCUGAAUCAAUGGCUGUCCUCGACCGAUCCAAAUCUACCGCAAGGGUUGGAAUAUACGGAACAAGGUUAUCUGAAAGGUUGGGAAAAAUUACAUGACUUGCUGAAAGAUGCUAGUAACCUGAAAAAGAAGGAUAAGAAGAGGAUACAGAGUUUGAUCAAAGUUCAUCCGAUAGUGGAAUUGAUGCAGAAAGGUGAAGAGAGAUGGGCUAAUCUGCUGGAGAGGCAAUCAAAAACCCUUCCUCAGGCGGUGACCGAGUACCGAAGGAGAUAUGGAAGAGCACCACCUAAAGGUUUUGAUCAGUGGUGGCAGUUCUGCAAGAGGAAUCAGGUGAAGAUUGUGGAUGAUUAUGAUCAAAUCUUCAGAGACAUCGAGCCAUUCUUCGCCCUCUCACCGGAAAUAUUCAAUAAGCGAGUUAACGACUUGACCGAGACUCAGCAUGUUGCCCAUAUCACUCUCUCGCCCGACGGCCCUUCCUCUCUCUUCGGCGAACGUAAGAUAUCCGCUCGACCGCGUCUGCUAUUCCAAUUACUCGAACCUAUCGCCCAGUACCUGCCUAAAGAAGUCACAUUCACCUUAUCCGAUCACGAUUUAGGUUCGUGGAUUUUGGGAGAUGAUCAGAAACAGGCUGCUCUCCAAGCUAUAUCAGAGGGCAAGUACCUGACAGAAGCUGAAUUGAAGCAGUUGGAAAAGAGAGAAGGUAGACAACCUGUCAAAGGUUUAGUAUCGGCUUGUCCACCAGGUAGUCCAGGUUGGGAACGAGGUUUGGCUAUUAAAGAGGGUAGAAGUACGGAAGAAUGGGAUCCAAAAGACGAUGGAGAAAUGUCGUUCAUCUAUGAUCCACUGCCGACCUACGAUUUCUGCUCCAACCCUUCUCUUCUGAAACUCCACGGAUCACUAUCAUUCGAUUUCUGCCGCGAAACCGUACUUCGACCUAUAUUCCAACUAUCCAAAUUCGUCCGCAAUCCUGAAUUCCUCACUACACCACUCGAGGCCUACGACAAUUUCACUUCUGCCGAGGGUCGAAAGAAGUAUGUACCAUGGGAACAGAAGAGCAUAAGCAAAUUGUUUUGGAGAGGAUCGACUACCGGUGAUUCAUAUUCGAAGAGAAAGGAUUAUACAUGGCAUCAAUCGCAUCGACCUAGAUUGGCGUUGAUGACUCAAGAUGGUCAGGUGGGCGAGAAACAAAUUUGGGUGAAAGCCAGAGGAAGAACUGAUGGUGGAGCAUGGAACAAGGAGAGCUGGUCGAUCAAUAGAUUGAACGGGGCGUAUAUGGAUAUAGGAUUGACAGGCGGUCCGCAUCAGUGUAAGAAGGAGGAUGGGACUUGUGAUGAGAUGGCGAAAGAGAUACAGUUCAAGGAUAGGGUGAGACCGGAAGAUGCGGCGAAGUAUAAAUACGUCUUCGACAUCGACGGUAAUGGCUGGUCAUCCCGAUUCCACCGACUCAUCAUGUCAGGAAGUGUAGUCGUCAAAGCUACCAUCUAUCCAGAAUGGCUGUCGGAUUGGAUGACUCCAUGGGUACACUACAUACCUUGCAAAAUCGAUUACUCUGACCUAUACGACAUCAUGGCCUUCUUCGCUGGUCCUCCGGACGGUAGAAAAGGUGGGCAUGAUGAAUUAGCUCAGAAGAUCGCUGAGCAGGGCAAGAAGUUUGGAGAAGAACAUUGGAGAUGGGAGGACAUGCAGGCGUAUAUGUUCAGGUUGAUGUUGGAGUAUUCUCGGUUGUUAGCGGACGAUAGGGAAGAUUGGUCUUACCAAAAGACUUACGAUUAG
This is a messenger RNA of Kwoniella botswanensis, 1953 nucleotides long. RefSeq lists its product as uncharacterized. The transcript has 8 exons. The coding region runs from base 1 to 1953 and encodes 650 amino acids. The record is from RefSeq and is a predicted model, not a curated record. NCBI's taxonomy places the organism in Eukaryota, Fungi, Basidiomycota, Tremellomycetes, Tremellales, Cryptococcaceae.